CCCUCAGGGAUCAAAGGUGACAUCUCUAGUUUUCAUUCUAAAGUGGUAACCCAGGACAUGUCUCAAUUUUUCAGUUGUCUAGGAGGCUUUUAUCCACAAGAAUCAAGAUCUUCCUUCUUGGAUCAGGAUUCCUUUGUAAAACGAAGUUUUUUUGAUCACCACUGGCGUAAAGAAACAGUCAUAAUUAUACAAUGAAUCUGGUCCGAGAUCGGUGGGCUUGUCACAGCAUGGCCAUGGACGCAGUCCGUAAUUCCAACUCUGAGCUGGUAUAUCAUGGUAUUUCCACACGACCAAAGAGAAGGCGUGUAUUAAACACAAGCAAAUACAGAGAAAACCCAUCUCCAUUUUUCCUAGUCCAUUCCAUUGCUAUAGCUCUGGGGAUCCACUUCAUUGUUAUGGUAAUGAUAUGCGGUGCCAUAAUCAUACAUUCAUUAUUCCACCAAGAAGAUCCACUUCCUUUACAAGAAAGUUAUUGUGGCCCAUGUCCUAAAAACUGGAUAUGUUAUAGAAAUACCUGCUACCAAUUUUUUAAUGAAAGCAAAAGCUGGUACCAAAGCCAAGCCUCUUGUGUAUCUCAAAAUUCCAGUCUCUUGAAGAUAUACAGCAGAGAACACCAGGAUUUCCUAAAAUUGGUGAAGUCUUAUCAUUGGAUGGGACUAAUACAAACUCCACCAAAUGGAUCAUGGCAAUGGGAAGAUGGCAGCAUUCUCUUACCCGACCAACUAACCAUGGUUGACAUGCAGAAUGGAACCUGUGCAGUUUACGGGUCAAAUUUUAAAGCCUAUACAGAAAACUGUUUAACUCCAAACACAUACAUCUGCAUGCAGAGGAUUGUGUAAACGCUGAUGAUGUAUAAAAUAUAAAAGAUUCAAACACACCGAAGCCUUUUGCCAAAUGUGCUGUGGAAAAAACUUCCGGCAGAAAAUUCCACCAAUAAUUAUUGUAUUAUUUUUCCAUCUAUGACCCGACACAAAAAUAACCUUGCAGGGGAAUAAAGGCCAAUAAGUUAAAAAACUUAUCUUCCAUAAGAAUGUUUUGUUUAAUUUUUGCAAAAUUUUGGGUAACGAACAGAUUCAUUUUUGCAUUUAAUAAACUGUUGAUGAAACCCAGGGUUGAACUAAAUUUCAAACUAUGAGUUUAUUAAAUGUACACAAAAAUUUACACUAAGAAGGCUUUUAGAAAUUUUGAAAAUCAAAUAAAUCUAAACUGGGUGAAGGGUAUAUGAGGGUUCGUGAAAUUUACUAUAUUGAAACAUUUUCAAAAUAAGGGUUGAAAGGUCAACAGAUACACCCUCAAAAUUUCAAAAUGCCACUGCCAUUUUAAUACAGCACAUUUUGGUAGAAAUUGAAUUACUCCCCCUAGUACUGCGCUGACUGCUGCAAAAUACAGAAAAUGAAGAAUUGGGUUUGAAGCGGACUUUCUAGGCUUCCAGGCAAAAAUGGCGUUUGAAUGUGAAACCCGUGGAGCGACCAAGAUGUUUCUCGGCAAACCAGUAGGAUGACAGAACUCUUGGCAAAUGGAAUAAUAACGUGCAAGUGAGCAGCAUUUGGAAGAGUCUGUGACUCUAAAGGAAGCCACUUUGUAUUGAUAGGUCUGGUUCUGCGUUUUAUUUGUUCAUUCAUUCGUCUGUUUUAGAUUCCACAUAUGAGUGAAAUCCAAUAGUAUUUGUCUUUCUCAGCCUGACUUAUUUCACUUACCAGAAUAUUCUCCAGGUCCUUCCAUGUUGUCAACAAAUGGCACAAUCUCAUCCUUUUUUAGGGCUGUGUGAUAUUCCAUCGUAUAUGUCCAUAUAUAUCUACCAUGUCUUCUUAUCUAUCUGUCUAUUGGUGGACAUUUAGGCUGCUUCCAUACCUGAAGCGAACGUAACAUCGUGUGUCUACUAUACACAUACCGAAAAAAGUUACCAAAAAAAAAAUCCAUUUUGAUAAGAGCAGAAUGAUGAAGAAGACAAGGAGCUUAAGAAGGGGAGGAGAGAGAAGCAGAGGCUAAAUCCAGAGGUGUGGACCUUUGUGCACCCAUUAUAAUUUUGGUUUUCAUUCCAAGUGCACUUGCCAUUUGUGUGUUUUGUGACAGGCAUGAAGCCAUGGAUUGAACAGCGUUUUCACGGAAAAUUACAAUAAAACGUCAUGAAAAAAAUCAAUUUAAUUUUUUUUAAUUUAAUUAAAUUUUUUAAUUUAGUUUUUAAAUGUUUGUGUAAAGUAAUACGCAUCAAUCAUAAUUAACAACGCUUAGCAUUUAGUCAAGUUUGUUUUAAGAUUUUAUUAUUAAAUAUUUAAAUCACAGAGAGUGAAAUGUUCUCACCACAACAAUAAAAUGAUAAUUAUGUGACCUGCUGGAUUUGUUAACUAACCUUAUUGUGCUAAUCAUUUGUAUUGUAGAUUUGCUUUAUGUAUCAAUUGUAUUUUUAAAAUCCAUAAUAUUUUAUAUAGUUAUAAAGACGCAGAAAUGUGAAAUCAAGCUUAUUCAAUGUAGUAUUAAACUAUCUCUGUUUUUAAUAGCAAUUUUAUGCUUGCCAAUGUUAAGCUAGCCUAUGAAAUGUAUUUAGAAAUGCUUUUUCUAUUUUCCAAAACGGCUUAUAUAAAAUUGAAAAAUAUAACCAUGAAAUUUUCAAAGAAA
Messenger RNA from Felis catus (domestic cat), 2616 nucleotides. Its product is annotated as NKG2-D type II integral membrane protein. Gene Ontology annotation, molecular function: signaling receptor activity. Bases 192 to 839 code for a protein of 215 amino acids. Gene Ontology annotation, biological process: positive regulation of natural killer cell mediated cytotoxicity. Gene Ontology annotation, cellular component: external side of plasma membrane. Lineage: Eukaryota; Metazoa; Chordata; Mammalia; Carnivora; Felidae. The record is from RefSeq and is a predicted model, not a curated record. The transcript is spliced from 8 exons.